AUGCAGCCAGCACGUGCCGGCCAACUGUCCAUUCCGCCACAACGGCACCCAACUACCCAACUCCUCCUCUCUCCAACCUUGCUGGCCCGCCCGCCUUGUUCUUUGCAUACGACCGGCCUGCUGCCUGGCGUCUCAGAAAGGCUUGAAUGGCCUAGUGCCUGGCCUACGGAGAUUUCUUGGGAAUCAACAGCACAAAUCUCUGCAACUUCCAUGGACAAUAUCACCGUUUGA
Messenger RNA from Plenodomus lingam JN3, 231 nucleotides. NCBI's taxonomy places the organism in Eukaryota, Fungi, Ascomycota, Dothideomycetes, Pleosporales, Leptosphaeriaceae. The record is from RefSeq and is a predicted model, not a curated record.